Messenger RNA from Mollisia scopiformis, 2447 nucleotides. Its product is annotated as heat shock protein 70. Gene Ontology annotation, biological process: endoplasmic reticulum unfolded protein response; protein refolding; cellular response to unfolded protein. Gene Ontology annotation, molecular function: ATP hydrolysis activity; ATP binding; ATP-dependent protein folding chaperone. Lineage: Eukaryota; Fungi; Ascomycota; Leotiomycetes; Helotiales; Mollisiaceae. The record is from RefSeq and is a predicted model, not a curated record. The coding region runs from base 304 to 2313 and encodes 669 amino acids. Gene Ontology annotation, cellular component: membrane; endoplasmic reticulum lumen; endoplasmic reticulum chaperone complex. The transcript is spliced from 4 exons.
CCUUCAUGCAUGAGAUGGCAGUUUCCAAUAAACUAGGCGGCUCCUCAUUCGUGGAGUUGCGGAGAGCCCCCUUUUCGCCUUUGGAUGAAAAAUUGGUUAGGGGAUUAAGGUUUAGGUGUCCUCAACGCUAAGCCCUGUUAGCGCAUUUUAUCUGGCAGAGGACAACCUGUCUUCCACAAUCGGUUGUGAUAAAGACGCAGCCGAGAACUUUUGGUACUUCCAUCGUUCUUUUACUUUCGACAUAUCUGCAACAACACGACCUCCUCUCCCCCAACACCACUUUGAUCCAUAAUACCGAUCAUCAUGGCGCGAGGAAACAGUUCUCAGUUCUGGACUCUUCUCUGCCUAAUUUUCCUCUUAGCAGCUCCUUUGACUUUCAUUUCCACAGCACAAGCACAGUCCGAUCAAGAGCCAUUACAAGAAAACUAUGGCACUGUCAUCGGUAUCGAUCUGGGAACCACCUACUCCUGUGUCGGUGUGAUGCAGAAGGGCAAAGUCGAAAUUCUAGUAAACGACCAAGGACACCGAAUAACACCUUCAUACGUGGCAUUCACCGAUGAGGAGCGACUGGUUGGAGACGCAGCAAAGAACCAAGCUGCCGCAAACCCCAAGCGAACAAUUUUCGAUAUUAAGCGUAUGAUCGGUCGCAAGUUCUCAGAUAAGGAUGUUCAGGGUGACAUGAAGCACUUCCCCUUCGACGUUGUCGAGAAGGAUGGCAAGCCAUCUGUCAAGGUUGAGGUCAAUGGAUCCCCAAAGACCUUCACCCCUGAGGAGAUCUCGGCCAUGAUUCUUGGAAAGAUGAAGGAUGUAGCCGAAUCAUAUCUCGGAAACAAGGUUACCCACGCAGUUGUUACUGUUCCAGCCUACUUCAACGACAACCAGAGACAAGCUACCAAGGAUGCCGGUAUCAUUGCCGGUUUGAACGUCCUCCGUAUCGUCAACGAACCUACCGCCGCAGCUAUCGCAUACGGCUUGGACAAGAACGACGGUGAACGUCAAAUCAUUGUCUACGAUCUUGGUGGAGGAACCUUCGAUGUUUCUCUCCUCUCCAUCGACCGUGGUGUUUUCGAGGUUCUGUCUACAGCCGGUGAUACCCACUUGGGAGGAGAAGAUUUCGAUCAGAGAGUCAUCAACUACUUCGCCAAGAAGUACAACAAGGAGAAUGAUGUCGAUAUCACCAAGGAUCUCAAGACCAUGGGUAAGCUGAAGCGUGAGGCUGAGAAGGCCAAGCGAACUCUGUCUUCCCAAAAGACCACCCGUAUCGAAAUCGAAGCUUUCCACAAUGGCAAUGAUUUCUCCGAGACCCUUACCCGAGCCAAGUUCGAGGAAUUGAACAUGGAUCUCUUCAAGAAGACUCUCAAGCCUGUUGAGCAGGUCUUGAAGGAUGCCAAGGUCAAGAAGACUGAGGUUGACGAUAUCGUCUUGGUCGGUGGUUCUACACGUAUUCCCAAGGUCGUUGAGCUCAUUGAGGAGUAUUUCGGAGGUAAGAAGGCUAGCAAGGGUAUCAACCCCGAUGAAGCUGUUGCUUUCGGUGCCGCCGUUCAAGGUGGUGUCUUGUCUGGUGAGGAGGGUACUGAGGAACUUGUUCUCAUGGACGUCAACCCAUUGACCCUUGGUAUCGAGACCACCGGAGGUGUUAUGACCAAGUUGAUUCCCCGCAACACUGUCAUCCCAACCCGCAAGUCCCAAAUCUUCUCCACCGCCGCCGAUAACCAGCCAGUUGUCUUAAUCCAGGUCUUCGAGGGAGAGCGCACAAUGACUAAGGAUAACAACCAACUUGGAAAGUUCGAGCUUACCGGUAUCCCACCUGCGCCUCGCGGUGUUCCUCAAAUCGAAGUCAGCUUCGAGCUUGACGCCAACGGAAUCCUCAAGGUCUCAGCCUCGGACAAGGGUACGGGCAAGAUUGAGUCCAUCACUAUUACCAACGACAAGGGACGUCUCACUCAAGAGGAAAUUGACCGUAUGGUUCAAGAAGCUGAGAAGUACGCCGACGAGGACAAGGCAACCAAGGAGCGCAUCGAGGCUAGAAACGGCCUUGAGAACUAUGCCUUCAGCUUGAAGAACCAAGUCAACGAUGAGGAAGGUCUCGGAGGCAAGAUUGACGAGGAUGACAAGGAGACUAUCCUCGAAGCAGUCAAGGAAGCAACCGACUGGCUCGAAGAGAACCAAGCCACCGCCAACGCAGAAGAUUUCGAAGAGCAAAAAGAGAAGCUCUCAAACGUCGCCUACCCAAUCACCAGCAAACUGUACUCAGGAGCCGGAGGACCAGGUGGAGCCGAUGAUGACGAGCCCGAUUCCCACGAUGAGUUGUAGAAGAGAGGAUUUUUUUACUUUUUUUAUUACCAUUGCGUGCGUUGGCUUCUUUGCCUGGGGGGUUAGAGAAUGGGCUCUGGUGUAAAAUAAAAGCAUUAUAGGAGUGCCAAUGCAUACCCGGUUUUCGAUAGAUA